Hipposideros armiger (great roundleaf bat) is the source of this 904-nucleotide messenger RNA. It is a transcript of the gene PCBD1, whose product is annotated as pterin-4 alpha-carbinolamine dehydratase 1. The record is from RefSeq and is a predicted model, not a curated record. The transcript has 4 exons. Gene Ontology annotation, biological process: tetrahydrobiopterin biosynthetic process. Gene Ontology annotation, molecular function: 4-alpha-hydroxytetrahydrobiopterin dehydratase activity. Lineage: Eukaryota; Metazoa; Chordata; Mammalia; Chiroptera; Hipposideridae. The annotation marks the transcript as partial.
CAGAGCUCUGUGGCUUGGGCUUCCCAGGCAGAUAGAAAAGAAGGUGGAAGUUGGAGAACCCUAGGCCUGACAGCCGGAACCAGAGGCUGCUUGGGAGCAUCAUGGAGUACCCACUGGGAGGCUGGCAAAGCACACAGGCUCAGUGCUGAGGAGAGGGACCAGCUGCUGCCAAACCUGAGGGCUGUGGGUUGGAAUGAGCUGGAAGGCCGAGACGCCAUCUUCAAGCAGUUCCAUUUCAAAGACUUUAACAGGGCUUUUGGCUUCAUGACAAGAGUGGCCCUGCAGGCUGAGAAACUGGACCACCAUCCUGAGUGGUUUAACGUGUACAACAAGGUCCACAUCACCCUGAGCACCCACGAAUGUGCAGGCCUUUCGGAGCGGGACAUAAACCUGGCCAGCUUUAUUGAGCAAGUAGCCGUGUCCAUGACCUAGGCCCAGCCAUUCCUCUUUGAAUUCUUCAGGGAAAGGGGCAAAUGAGCUGGAAUUCCAGAAAGAGGGAGCGGGGGACCCCCAAAAUGCUGCUACAGUCAAAAUGGCCACAUCCACCCUGCUGCCUCCAUUGAGGGGUGAGUCCUUGCUGUGGAAAGAGAUGCCAGUGUCACUGCCAACACCAGGAACUGAGACUUUUUCCCUGUACCACACUCUCUCUCCAUCCUUGGGGCUCUGUUCAGUGUACAUUAAUUUGAAUAAGAUCUUCUUAUUCUUUACAACUUCCCAGCAACAGUCAUGAUUUUCUUUCCAAGCGGUGUCUUGCUCCCUUUCUAUUUCCCAAGAAGCUGUGAUAGAAGCUGUGCCUAAGACAAGACAAAAUCUUAUCUUAGAAACCAGAACCCUAAAGCCAACCCCAUCCUAUGUGAAACACAUGUACUUUUAUGCCUCAAAUAAAACUAUUGUUUCACUUGGC